Brienomyrus brachyistius is the source of this 4413-nucleotide messenger RNA. RefSeq names its product monoacylglycerol lipase ABHD2-like. Gene Ontology annotation, molecular function: acetylesterase activity; monoacylglycerol lipase activity. Gene Ontology annotation, cellular component: sperm flagellum; sperm plasma membrane. NCBI's taxonomy places the organism in Eukaryota, Metazoa, Chordata, Actinopteri, Osteoglossiformes, Mormyridae. The record is from RefSeq and is a predicted model, not a curated record. Bases 516 to 1811 code for a protein of 431 amino acids. The transcript is spliced from 11 exons. Gene Ontology annotation, biological process: sperm capacitation; acylglycerol catabolic process; medium-chain fatty acid catabolic process.
CAUGCCAGUUGUCAGGGGAUCAUUGGGUGUAUGCAUUGUCCUAGUUUAUUAGCCCGGAAUACAAAAUAAAUACAUUUAAAAAAUGACAGUCAUCAGUUUACGUUCUUUUAUGUGAACUGACGAUUGUCUGGUGUCACGUUAACUGAAAGACGCGUGAAAUAUCUAGUGUAGUUUUUUCUAUACGCUGUCUGUGUGGAGCUGGUACAUUUAAUGGCUGAUGUUUUGUGUGCGAGCGCUUUAAUGAGAACAUACCGGGGGCGGACCAGCCUUUCGUACGCGGAUAUGAACUGCGUUGCGAGGUUCCAUCUCCGUCUCUCAUUCUUAUGCACUUGGGGGGAGUUUGAUGGGACGGAGUUUACGGUUAAAGGACUUGUCACCCUCAGGUACAUCGGUUUGGUGGCCGAGCAUCACAGUGUUUCGUCUGUGAGGUGUCGGCAGAUUGGACCAGAUCACUGUGACUCCGCUCUACCCCGUGCUGGAUGCCGUAGCGAAAUUCAGGGCGAAUCACCAUCAACAUGUCUGCUCAGGAGGCUCAAGGACACCUCAUCUCUCCGGAGAUGCCCGCCAUGUUCGACGGGAUGAAGCUGGCUGCCGUGGCCACUGUGCUCUACGUCAUCGUUCGUCUUCUGAAUCUGAAGAGCCCCACGGCACCCCCUGACCUCACUUAUCAGGACACGCCCCUUAACCGCUUCCUGUUGAAGUCCUGCCCCCUCCUGACCAAAGACUACAUUCCGCCUCUGCUCUGGGGCAAAAGUGGACACCUGCAGACGGCUCUGUAUGGGAAGAUGGGGCGGGUCAAUUCACCCCAUCCACAUGGGCAGCGGAAGUAUUUACCCAUGCCAGAUGGUGCCACCGCGACCUUUGACCUUUUUGAACCACUGGCUGACCACCUGACAGGAAACGAUGUUACCAUGGUGAUAUGCCCCGGAAUCGGUAACCACAGCGAGAAGCAUUAUGUCCGUACCUUUGUGGAUUAUUCCCAACGGCAAGGUUACCGGUGUGCCGUUCUGAACCACCUGGGCGCCCUACCCAACAUCGAGCUGACUUCGCCCCGCAUGUUCACCUACGGCUGCACCUGGGAAUUCUCUGCCAUGGUCAGCCACAUCAAGAAGACCUUCCCAGAGAGCCAGAUUGUGGUGGUGGGCUUCAGUCUGGGAGGCAACAUCGUGUGCAAGUACCUGGGGGAAAACCGCGCCAACCAGGAGAGGGUGCUGUGCUGCGUCAGCUUGUGCCAGGGCUACAGCGCCCUCAGAGCCCAGGAGACAUUCUUCCAAUGGGACCAGUGCCGAAGGUUCUACAAUUUCCUUAUGGCUGACAACAUGAAGAAGAUCAUCCUCGCUCACAGGAGAAGCUUGUUUACUGGCUCCUCCAGCAAGAUGACGGACGCAGACCUGGGUCACCUGUUCACAGCCACCUCGCUGACGCAGAUCGACGACAACAUCAUGAGAAAGUUCCACGGCUACCGCUCACUGAAGGAGUACUAUGAGAUGGAGAGCUGUGUACAUUACAUUCACAACGUGGACGUACCCUUGCUCCUGGUGAACUCGGCCGAUGACCCUCUGGUGCACGACUCCCUGCUCACCAUCCCUCGCACGCUCGCAGAGAAGAAGCAGAACACCGUGUUUGCCCUCACGCUGCACGGAGGCCACCUGGGCUUCUUCGAGGGCGCUGUGCUGUUCCCGCAGCCGCUCACCUGGAUGGACAAGGUGAUCGUGGAGUACGCCAACACCAUCUGCCAGUGGGAGAAGCGGAAGCAGCCGUGCGGGGGCGCACAGGGCGAGGAGGCCGAGUGCUCGGAGGACUCCUCCUAACCUCCGCCCCCUUCGUCUCUCCCCUCCCCCCCUUUUUCAUUGGCUCUCACAAAGCCCACUGCUGUGAGGCGACUGCCAAGUCUGGCAAGAUGCUACGUCUCCAGCUUGGUGACUGAACUGCGAGGGCAGGGGGGAGGGCAGGCUGGCUGUGACCAUUAGGGCUCCGUCUGGAACCUGACUACAUCACUCAAGCUUGUUGGGUUUGGUGGCUUCACUCGUGGUCUCCUGGACUUCUCCUUCCUGAACACUGUUCUGGGCACAAACGAACGGCUUGACUGCAGCCAGUUGCUUUAACCAAGCUGAGCUCCUCUCAGCAAACCCUGCAGGAUCCAGAGUCUUUCCCAUAAUGCCUUCAAUGAACCCCUAUCCCCCCCAAAUUCAACGUAAAGUGCACUUAAUGCUUUUUAUUUGAUGGGUGGUGGGGUGAGCUGAGGAAUUAGAUGGAUCCGUCAGCAUCCCUGAAUACCCCCUCGCUCAUUCCAGAAAAUCACCCAGCAGACAGAUAUCGCCCGUUGCAAAGGGAGUUGAUGUGAGAGCGUUUGUCUGUCUCUGAGCAGGUGGUGGGGGGGGCAGGCAUACUUCCUAAAUUUCUAAGUUGUACUGUACUCGGCUGUUUAUCAUGUUUUUGAAGCUCUUGGCUCUCAGCUCUUUGUUUCUUCAGUUAGCUAGCUUCCAUCUGACUGAAACUGGCUUCUGAUUUAGCUUAUUAUUCCAUUUAUUUGAAGAUGCUACUUUUCAGACCAAGUUGCACAACGCGUGGUUAAAGGGGGGGGGGGUCCAGCGGGAGAUUAGCCACGCCCAUUUUUUUUUUUUUUUUUGAGGUGCGCAGGACAGUCUAGCCCUUAUCCUGUGGUCUGCCUUGUGUGGUCGUUGCUGUUUAGCCAAAAACGAAACCAAAUAUUUUUUUUCUCCUUAACGGUGCACCUUUGUGUGGGUUUGAGGAACUGUUGAGGGCUGUUUACGGCAGUCGUGCGGAAUUUCUAGUGUCCUGAGGUGAAGGAAAAGCAGCACAGAAUGACUGUUAAACUGAGAGCGUUGCACACAGCUGAAGGUCCUGCUAUUCUGGGCUCUCGGAUUUCUCUCGCGUCUCGAUCUCCUUGUCGCCAAAGAGCCGUGGGUGUUUGUCAGACAGUGUGCAUCUUCAAGCCGUUUAUUUAAUGUUUAAGCCGGCAAUUAAACAGCCAUAUCUUUAUUACUCGAGCUUUAUUUAAAUUAACCGAUUAUUUUCAGUAUAAGCAUUGUGUAAAGUGAAUGUAUCUGUGAAUGUCUGUGAAGGGGGGUUUGACAGUCCGUUAGAUUUAAACCAAAUAUAGCUGCUGGUAGCUUAAAAUGAGACUCAAUUUAAACAAAAUAUUUUUAUGUUAAUAGAAUCGACGCCGAGCAAAGUGUGUGUUUUUUGUCUUUGAAAACUUGUCAAAUGUGGGAAAACACCGGAUUCAUCUUUUUUUUUCCCCUCUGAAAUUAUUGUAAUAUAAAAUUUUCAUUUAAUAUACAACUAGUGGACACAGCAGGCUGUAAUUAAGGGUUGGGUCUGUGUUGGGAGUCCUGUGUCUGCCCCCUAGUGUCAGUAAUGUAUAGAAGCGCCCACCAAAGAGUGUUGUGUAUCAACAGAACAACAACAACAGUGGCACCCCAAGCACACAAGCUGUCAUCCUCAUGAUUUGCUAAUCAGUCAUCCUGUUUGCUAUUUAAUUUAAUGUACUACAAUUCAGUCUCCUUUGCUCCACUUGCUCAGUGUACAGGACCCCCCUAUCAGUUGUUUGACAUUUAACUGAAGUAGUUGCUCUCUGCACUGUUAUAGAUUUAUAUGCAAUUUCACUAUUUAGAUUGGUAUUGUAUUUUAUUACUUGUAUACAUUUUUGGUGUGAGAGAGAGAGAGAGAGAGAGAGAGAGAGAGAGAGAGAGAGAGAGAAUUGUGGGUCUUUCUGUAGUAAUUGAAGUUGUCUUGUUUUCUAAUUUGUUCUUCGUUGAUUCAAAUGAUAGGGACCAGUCACCAUCUUUUCGAAGGGUGGGGGUCUUAUUUUUCCUUAAGACUCCCCUCCCCCGAUGUAUCUAUGUAAGACGGUGUGGGCUCACGUAACAGCAGUAUGUACAGAAACAAACUUACCAUGUGGUGUGUGCGACAGUGACUCUCACUGUGUGCUUUUAGCCUUUUAGGAGUCCUUCUCUACUCGCUGCAGAUGUAUGCACUUACAUGCUGGAAUCGGAUGGUGGCUUGCUGAGAUUAAAAACAAAAAAAAACUUGAAUUAUGAUGACAUCGACGUCGGACCCUUUGCUGGCGUCUCGGGCGUCUUUCCGCGCCUGUGCUGUACAGCGGCGUUUGCUGCUGUGUUUCCAUGGACCAGGGAGCCAUUCCCGAAUCUCCAGUCCACCUGUCUGUUCGAACACUGUGAUGGUCUCAUUUUUUAACAACCAUUAAUAUAACAUCCUGUGGCCUUAUUAUUGCUUUUGUAUUUCUCAUAUAUUUGAGUCAUGAAAACAUCUUCGGAGGGGUGACAGCCCCACAAGGCGCAGCUUCAGGUCACUGGUGGUGUGAGGUACAUCUCUGGGAUGCGAUGGGGGACUGUACAAUAAUUAUUCUGAAAUAAAAAUUUUCUUGUA